UGCAUGUAGGUUACACGGUGACGGUCGUGUGUUAGAUGUGACACGCUGUUCAGAAAGCACACAUUACUGCUCCGCGAGGGUUUUUGAGAAGACGCAAGUGGGCGCUUGGAAAUUUGUGACAGUCUGUGGGGAUGUGGAAACAGAAACGCUCGGCUUUGUGGGAGAGUUAAGUAAAGCCCCAGAGAGCGGUAAAGAGAGAAAUAAAGAGAGAUAGUGAAGGAAAUGUAGUAAGGGAGAGGGGGAGUGUCUGUUCAGAGUUUCCUGUGAAGAGCUGCCGACAUACAGAACUGACAUCAGAGAGGGAAGAAAGGAGGAAAGAAAGCUGGCGACAUCACAAGGUCCAACAGGUGAAACUGAAGCGCAUCAUUUACAUCAAGUUGAAACUACACCAUCAGCAUGGGAAAGCAGAACAGCAAGCUCCGUCCCGAGGUGAUACAGGACCUGGUGGAAAACACAGACUUCACCGAGCAUGAGAUCCAGGAGUGGUACAAGGGCUUCCUGCGGGACUGCCCCAGCGGCGCGCUCAGCAUGGAAGAAUUCAAGAAGAUCUACGGCAACUUCUUCCCCUACGGAGACGCGUCGAAGUUCGCGGAGCACGUCUUCCGAACCUUCGACGCCAACGGAGACGGAACAAUAGAUUUCAGAGAGUUCAUCAUCGCCCUGAGCGUCACGUCACGCGGACGCUUGGAUCAGAAGCUGAAGUGGGCCUUCAGCAUGUACGAUCUGGACGGCAACGGAUACAUAAGCAAGGCGGAAAUGCUGGAGAUUGUACAGGCCAUCUAUAAGAUGGUUUCCUCAGUGAUGAAGAUGCCAGAGGACGAGUCAACACCUGAGAAACGCACAGAGAAGAUCUUCCGCCAGAUGGACACAAAUCGCGAUGGUAAGCUGUCACUGGAGGAGUUUGUAGAGGGCGCAAAGAGCGACCCAUCCAUCGUGCGACUGUUGCAGUGCGACCCCAGUAGUGCGGGACAGUGAAUCAGCAGCGUCAUAACCUCUCUUACACAAGUCUUUCUGUUCGCUCUCCUUCGAAUAUCAGCAGAGCAUGGACUUCAAAAACACACCCCUGUCUCAGUGUCUGUGGGUUUCCCACUGAACACCACGCAUUGAAACAUGCGACCAUUUAUUUCCCACAGACCGGACAUACAGAGAUCAUACACACUAAGAAGCUUGUGUUCAUGCUUCUCUCUGUAUUUUCAAUUCCUCAUAUAAGGCUCUUUAUGAUCGAACACAACAGGCAGUGAUGCAAGUGACAUCACAUCCUGUUGUAAACUUUUGGAACUGAAAUAAACCCUUAUGAAAAGGGCUUUAAAUAAUAACAGAGAGGGAGCUGAAGCAGCAUUUUCCAAGCAUGCAAAAUGCACCAGAUAAUGUGAGACUUUGUCAAGUUUUCUAAACACCAAAAUAUAGAAUAUUUUUAAGAAUUUAAUCAAUUAAAUAAUUGUACACAAACAAUGACAAAUGUCAUUCCUAAUGUUCCUAGUUUCCACUAUAUUUAAAAAACAUAUAUUUAAAAAGAGGCACUUGGGCGACAUAUCAGUUUUUUACUUGAAUUUUUUUUUUCACAUGUAUUGCAUUAUGAUAUUCGAGCCUGUGAUAGAUUCUUCAAAGGGGGCGGUUAGGGUCAUUUUUUGUCACGAUGGUGCUCCUUUAAUGAGCAUCAGGAUAACCUUUAACAUAAAUUAAAAUAAUUAUUUAAAAAAUAUAUAUUUUUUAAAACAUUAAUACUCAUUGCAUAGGACGGACAAUAACCAAAUAGUUGGGAAAUCUCAUAAAACAAAGAAAUAUUUUCAUAGAGACAACAAGAAUAUUGAUCUUGCUGCUUUAAACAAGAGGAAAUAUGAAAAAGUAUUAGACAGAAAAAAAUGUAGAUAUAAUUUAUGGUGGUGAAGUGAAAAUUGAUCACACCACAAACAAAAAAAAAAGCUUUUUUUCUUUAUGAAACUGCUGUUAUGAUUAAAACAUGACAUUUUCUUUUGUUUCAAAUAAUCGUUUGUACAGUAAAAGCGUAUCUAUGUAAGACUAUGAUGAUGAAUAGCGAAGACCACACGUUACUAUGCACAUCCACGACCAGCCAACACAUUCACUUCAGUUUUCUAGCCACUUUCGACUUUAUCCAGACCCAGAUUCAGUCAAUCUACCGCCCACACCAUCAGCUGUCAAAAAAUACUACAGGUUAGCACGAGCAACUAGCUCAUGUACUAUUUAAAUUAGACUGAAUCUUGGCCUUAGUAUUCAGUUCAGGUCUUUAUUUUUAUAUCCAGCUCAAAUCAUUUUGCACAUUCUACAUGUGGAUCUGCACCUCAAAAUGAAUGUAUUCUCUGCAUCUACUGGGACGUUCUGUACAUUUCAAGAUGAAUAUGUGUGUAUGUGGUAUGUAUGUGAUGCUUUUUGAGUCCUUGUAUGUUUAUUCAGUGUUUGUCUAUGCAUACUGUAUGUUUCGGUGAGCAUGACUAUGGAGAGCAAAUUGGAGGGUAAAAUAUUAAAGUGUAAGAAUAUUUCUACACAACCUCAGGGUUAGAAGUGACUGCGUUUUAAAAUGCAAGGGACUGUGUAAACGGAUGGCAUGUGCUUUUUGUGUAUUGCAAAUGUAGAGUCUAAAUACACAAACGCUCGCUCACAUGCAAACCACAUCAUAUUUUAGGCCACAUGUAAGAUGGAGAGCCGUCAGAGACUCUGCGGUUUCAUUUGCUGUAAAGUCGAGGUUGUGUUGAUCAAACUUUCUUCAGCCACAUGCUGAUCUGGACAGCUCAUGAAGGAGCUUGAAUUCAAAACUGACCAUUUAUGUUUGUAGAUUCUCCUUCGUAAAAACAAAGCAUCUGGCAUUUAAUUUCUAAACCACACGAGACAGCAACAUGUGGUCAAGUGCCAAACACAGAUUAAUAUAUAUGGCAAAACAAACAGUGUUCUAUCAGUGUUUGCUGUACAACUGUUAUCUGUCAAACUAAAUGUUUGUCAUCAUCAUUUUGUAGAUUUUAUAUGGUAUCCUGUACAUUGUGUGAAUGUAGAUAUUAUGAACGCAGGCAUUUGUUUUGGUUAUAUCAUAAAUAAAA
This is a messenger RNA of Labeo rohita (rohu), 3050 nucleotides long. It is a transcript of the gene ncaldb, whose product is annotated as neurocalcin delta b. Gene Ontology annotation, cellular component: cytosol. Gene Ontology annotation, molecular function: tubulin binding; actin binding; calcium ion binding. The transcript is spliced from 4 exons. The record is from RefSeq and is a predicted model, not a curated record. The coding region runs from base 397 to 975 and encodes 192 amino acids. Lineage: Eukaryota; Metazoa; Chordata; Actinopteri; Cypriniformes; Cyprinidae. Gene Ontology annotation, biological process: calcium-mediated signaling.